UUUUUGUUGACAAACGCGUAAGGACUUAUACUCUUCUUCAAACCAUGCAGAGGCAGAAUCAACCUUCUGUUGGGUUACCUUCAGGACAACAGAUUCCUACUAUGAGUAAUGGCAUGCCGUACGCGAUUCCUGUCCAACCUGUCUUUGCACCUUUGCCAGCUGGUUUCCAAAGCACGUAUAAUAAAUUAUAUGGAUCAAAAAAUUUUAUGUAUACAGCUACUACACCAGAUGCAGCUUCUCCAUUUGACUUUUCCCAGAGGGUAUUGAAAUUUGGUCAAUUGCCAAGGAAAGCAGAAGAGACGACUAGCGGCGUCCAUAUUGGAAAGGAAGAUCAGCAGGGGAUACAGAAGAAUCAAAAAGUUUUAGACCAAGAAGAGAAAAGGAACCCCACCACCUCUGUUAGUGAGAAAGCUAAUACUCACAAGGAGUUACGUCCCUUCGUUCCUCCAAGUACUCAACAAUUACGAAGGACACUCGUUUUGGGUGAUAUUCCAAACAACUUGAAUGACUUUUGGAUUGAUAAAAUUUUGCGUUUGUCUGGCAAGCUGGCUUGUUGGCGUCGUGUCUCAGAUGCUGAAGGGGAACAGGCUUCUUAUGGAUUUGCUGAGUUUGAAUCCAACGAGCAAUUUAGCAGAGCAUUGGAAGCUUUGCAAGAUUUUGUUCUUCCUUCUCUGGAAGAAGGAAUGCCUACUACGAAGUUUACCAUUUUGACGGAAGCAGAGAAUGAACCGUUAUACCAGGAAUGGAAACAGAACCGCUACAAAAACAAACAAAAAGAAAUUCUAGCUCUUCAGCAAAUUCAUGCAAAUUUGGAUAGAAUCAGUCAAGAUAUUGGUAAUAAAGAAGUACGUACUCGGAUUGAAAAUGCUGCUCGGCAGGCCCGAGAAAAAUCUGAAAAGUCCCUUGAAGAAAGUCGCAAACUUGAAAUCCCAAUCAACUCUGCUGAUUUAGAAGGAAUUAACCCAGAGCUUCUUCCUGUCAUCGAAGAAGAGAUUCGCUCCUUCCGCGAUCGUUCAGCUUUGCGGAAGCGCGAGAAACAGCGAGCAAGAGAUGAAUAUGCUAGGCUUCAUCGAGAAUACAAGCAACAGGAAAGAAGAGAUUUCCGCAAGAAAAACGAGGAACUUCAAGAGUUACUGUCCAAGCAUCGGGUUUCUCGCCUUCCUCGGUCCGCCGUUGAACCCUUAUUAAAAUUGGAAUCCGAAAUUCCGGAAACAAUAUCUGAUGAACAAGUUUAUGCGAAAGAAAUGAGCAAGAAGGAAGAUCUUGAAAUGGAUGCUUACUAUGCCAGGGAGCGACGUUGGUUAAAUCGAGAAAAAGCUAGAGGAGCAGCUUUGGAACGAGAAGAGGCAAGGGAACGUGAGGACCGAAUUGCUUUUACCUCUUCGAAAGCUUAUAUGUCUGAAAAACUUGCAUCUUUUGACGAUGAUGAGGAGGCAAGGAUUUCUCAUGAUGAAUAUUUCGUUGAUCGUGCAGCAUGGAUUCGUCAUAGAGCAGUUGCUAAGGCUAGAGAAGAAGACGCAGAUGCAAUAGAUAGACAAGAGGACGAGGCUCAAGCUAAACAUGGGGCUGUUGAUGAGAGGGAGCAACCAGCAUCUGUUACCAAUGCUGUAAGCAGUGAAAUGCCAGAGCAAGGUGGAUUCAAGAUGAGAUUACAACCAAGCAAAGCUGCUGCCGAACCAAGUAAACGUGAAAUUGGUCUUCCUGAACGGAUGUUGUUGGAAGAAGAAGAUGUAGAUGAGCAAAAUGAACAGCGUAGUGCUGAUCGACCUAUGCUAGAAGAAAAUGAAGCCGAGAGAGCAGAGAGACUUCGCAUGAUGAUUGAAAAAAUUCCUGCUGAAAGGGAACAACUAUGGUCUUACCCUGUCGAUUGGAGUAAAGUUACAGAGGAUCUUCUUGUGGAUGAAAUGCAGAAGUUCGUUACCAAAAAAAUCAUUGAAUACAUUGGUAUUCAAGAAGACUCUUUAAUUACUUUUACGGUAGAACAUAUACGAAACCAUAAAGAUGCGAAAUCUCUUGCAGAAGAAUUGGAAAUGGCAUUAGAUGAGGAUGCUGCUGAAUUUGUAAGUAAAGUCUAUCGAUACUUACAUGUACUCUUAAUUUUACGGACUGGAGCUUCACAAUGAUUAAUGUUUAAUUCUUGACGGACGUAUUCAAGUAUUAUUUAUAAUUAAAUAAAGAUUGUUAUAAAUAAAUAUAGAAACUGCAAUUCCUAAUUUUUUUUCUUUUCUUUCGAGUUGGCUUUAGUUGUAAUCUUCAAGGAAGCUUCAGUUGAGAUUCCUAAGAAAACGAGUGCAAUGCCAACCCA
Messenger RNA from Schizosaccharomyces octosporus yFS286, 2305 nucleotides. RefSeq names its product U1 snRNP-associated protein Usp107. Gene Ontology annotation, biological process: mRNA processing. Bases 45 to 2123 code for a protein of 692 amino acids. The record is from RefSeq and is a predicted model, not a curated record. The transcript has 3 exons. Gene Ontology annotation, cellular component: spliceosomal complex. Lineage: Eukaryota; Fungi; Ascomycota; Schizosaccharomycetes; Schizosaccharomycetales; Schizosaccharomycetaceae. Gene Ontology annotation, molecular function: mRNA binding.